This is a messenger RNA of Pelodiscus sinensis (Chinese soft-shelled turtle), 1187 nucleotides long. The record is from RefSeq and is a predicted model, not a curated record. Lineage: Eukaryota; Metazoa; Chordata; Testudines; Trionychidae.
UUACUGCUAAUUGGGUCGUCUUGUUUGUUUCCAGGAUGGUGAAUACAGAGGACAGGCUGUCAGAACCAUUUCAAAUUUGCAGUUAAUUUAAGAGAAUUUACAGCACUGUCCAUCAUCAUCAUGGAGAAACAACAAAUUGUGCUGGGUAACCGGGAUAGUGGGGCAGUGUCUGGAGCAGCACCUGCUUUUUUUGUCAUCCUGAAACAGCAGCAGGGAAAUGGUAAAUCUGAUCAAGGAAUUCUAGUAGCAAACCGGGAUGCCUGUGCCCUCGCAAGUAGUGUGUCAACGCCACUAAAAUCUAAAAUAAAGACUUGCCUUCCAGCUGAUUGUACAUCAGGGAGCAUCACUGUCACCUUGGACAACAACAGUAUGUGGAAUGAGUUCUACCAUCGCAGCACAGAGAUGAUUCUGACCAAACAGGGGAGGCGUAUGUUUCCAUACUGUCGAUACUGGAUUACAGGCCUAGAUUCCAAUCUGAAAUACAUCCUAGUCAUGGACAUCUCUCCUGUAGAUAAUCACCGUUAUAAAUGGAAUGGUCGCUGGUGGGAGCCCAGUGGGAAGGCAGAACCCCAUGUUCUGGGACGGGUGUUUAUUCAUCCAGAAUCACCCUCCACUGGUCAGUACUGGAUGCACCAGCCGGUAUCUUUCUACAAACUCAAGCUUACCAAUAAUACUCUUGAUCAGGAGGGUCAUAUCAUAUUGCACUCUAUGCACCGCUACCUCCCACGGCUUCACCUGGUACCUGCAGACAAAGCUACAGAAGUUAUCCAGCUGAAUGGUCCUGAUGUCCACACCUUUACCUUCCCACAGACAGAGUUUUUUGCAGUGACAGCCUAUCAGAAUAUCCAGAUUACCCAGCUAAAAAUAGAUUACAACCCUUUUGCUAAAGGAUUCAGAGAUGAUGGACUAAACAGUAGACCUCAGCGCGAUAUGAAGCAAAAUAGUAGCUCAGAGCAUGAAGGAGGUAGCAUUUCCAGCUCUCCCAGCAAUCUUGGCCGCCCUAUUGAAACUGAUGGAUUAGAUUUACAGCAGCGAGAUCUUUUAGAUUCUUCAUUUAGUGGUCAGAAUGCAAUGGACAUUGAUUUGGAGAAAGAAUCCUUCAAUGCAGAACGUGAUUUCCUGGGCUUUCUGGAGGCAGACCUGCCUUUUAGUGAUAUGCCCAUCUUAAAACAAGAGGUAUCUGAAAG